This is a messenger RNA of Erythranthe guttata (spotted monkey flower), 705 nucleotides long. The record is from RefSeq and is a predicted model, not a curated record. NCBI's taxonomy places the organism in Eukaryota, Viridiplantae, Streptophyta, Magnoliopsida, Lamiales, Phrymaceae.
AUGACUUCGCUCGAAUAUCUCGAUCUUUCACAAAACUCAUAUAAUUCUUCGUCUGAUUUCAACCCUCGAUUUCUUCUUCCAAACAACGUUGUACACGUCGACCUCUCUUCCAAUAAGCUUUACCACGACACAGAUUGGAUCUCUGAUUUACUAUCGGACAAAUGCAGCUUGAGGUCAUUGCAACUCAAUGAUAACCAACUCUACGGGGAUAUUUCGAGAGUCAUUCAAAACUUGACCAGGUGUUGGAUUGACAAAUUGGAGAAUCUAAAUUUGCGAGUGUUCUUCUAUGAUAGUGAAUGGAGGUCGAUGGUUUUGAAUCAAGUGAUGAAAGGCGUACAAAUGGAGUACACAACUGAUUCAAAAUAUGUUGUCGAUUUGGAUCUUUCGAGUAAUUAUUUUGUCGGAGAAAUUCCAUUGGAGCUAACAAGGUCUUCUGUCUUAGUCGGUCUCAAUCUGUCUCGUAACCACCUGAGAGGGAAAAUUCCAACCAAAAUCGGAGACUUGAGGUUGUUGGAGUCACUCGACCUUUCGAACAAUAAUUUGGUCGAAGAAAUACCCGAAAGUGUAUCGAAUUUGAUGUUUCUCAACUAUUUGAACUUGUCCAACAAUAAUUUGUCGGGACGAAUCCCAACAGGGCGUCAGCUACAAGUGCUCAACGACCCUUCCAUAUAUUUUAGAAACCUUAACUGUGUGGAUCUCCAUUAA